Molecule: messenger RNA, 1791 nt
Organism: Angiostrongylus costaricensis
Lineage: Eukaryota; Metazoa; Nematoda; Chromadorea; Rhabditida; Metastrongylidae
Source: the annotation of a GenBank genome assembly
AUGGCGAAUAGUAUUAUCAACGGACAGUCACGGCAGUCACAUCGCGAAUACGACCACUGGACCAUCGGUAAAGAUCUUGACCGUUUUAAGAAGCAAAGUCGAAAGGAAGCGGAAACGGUGUGCACUCAGCAUGAGACCAGUAACAAGCCCCACGAAGCCUCCUACCCGCAAAUUCGUCGACCGCUGCCGUGCAGUCUUUCACGGAAAUUUAUUGAGAAGAAAUCUUGUUCUGCUUCACAUUCUAUGAGUGAAAUUGGGUCUUCUACAAAGGUUGCAUUUCCAUCUAUUCCGUUUCCUAAAAAAGCGCAUCUGUACUUCUCGACCGUUUCUUCUUUGCCUGCAACAAGCUCAGAAUCGCCGAACUCUUCUCCAUCUUUUCUUUAUUCAUUUUCAAUAAUGCUACAGAAUACUUCGAAAGCUUGUGAUUUUCACCAGAAGGUUGAAAAUCUGUCUUCUAGAGGAUGUGAAAUUAUGUGUUCUCCAUCUCAUUCUCGAAAGAGCGUGCAGCUCAUGCCUCCGCCUCUUCCAUCUAAAAGUAUAAAUGGUGAUUAUUCUGUGAAAACAUGUACAACGUUUCUUGCACGGAAUGUUCAAGAAACACCCUCAACCCCAAUUUCUGAUGAGUGUGUAUUGUUGAAUCGUGAGGAAAUUGUAAUGGUUGGAAAUCAGUCGUCCAAGGGCCGUGAAAGUGCGGUCAGUCCAUCUCAAUCCCGAACGAGGGUUCGGCUCAUGCCUCCACCUCUUCCAUCUGAAAAUAUGAAUAGUGAUUAUUCCAUGAAAAUAAGUGCUCCGUCUCUUGUACUAAAUCUUCAAGAAACAUCCUCGAAAUCAAUCCCCGCUGGACAUAUGAAGCGGAGUCGUGAAGAAACUUCACUGAUUGGGAAUCAGUCGUCCAAAGUAUAUGAAAUUACGGGUCCUCUAUCUCAGUCUACAAAGAGAGAACAACUCUUAACUUCACCUCUUCCAUCUAAAAAUGUGAAUCGUAAUUACUGUAUGGAGAAAUCUACUCAGGGUCAUAUACCAAGUGUUCAUGAGACUUAUGAAACUGCCUUGGCAUCAGCGUCAACUGAACAUACGAAGCUGCAUCGUGAAGAAUUACCAACGAAAACUUCUUCGCACGGGCCUGCUGAUGCACCGAGUGAGAAGACCGAGUGGAACGAAUGUCAGAAUUUGGUUUACCUGUACAAGCGUGGUGCUAAAAUUUUUACUUUGGACAAUAUUCCUGUUGAGGAGUUGUGGUAUAAAGAGGCUUUCGUUGCCCAGAAAAACCUAAUGGGGAGGAGUUCUGCCGUAGCAUCUCAUGGCUGCAGAUGCACGAAUAAUUAUCAGAAACAACUCCACGAUUCUUUGAGAGGAUUGAUGAAGUUAUUAAAGGCUAUCGUGGGUGAAAAUGGUUUCUGGAAUGGUGAUUGUAAGGACUGUGUGAUAAUUUCCAGCUAUUCAUUGAAAUCUGAGUGUAGUGAUCUGAAUGAUCUCACAAACCUAAAGUACCCAAAAGCGGCGAAUCAUAGGACGGCCAACUACACCUUCGCCGUACAUGUGCGUAAUCGUAGUCAAGCAGCUGUACUCGCAGCUGCAGUUGUUUUACAGAUCACGGAUGGGUCGUCCGUUGAGAAACAAACCAGCGGCUGGCCAUAUCAACAACAACAGCCCUGUGUAGAUCGUGACCGAGUGAGGUUGCCUCAUUCGUGCAAUGUGCCACUGAAGAAGAUCCAUCUCGGUACGAUGACGAAUACCCCAUAUCGAGAAGAUGGACAACUCUGGACCAUCGAGCUGGAUCAUCGGCUCUGA